GGGAAGUUUGAGACAAAGAUUUAGUUAAAAAAAACUGAAUGAUUGGAAUAAAUAUACUGUUUAAGAGGAUAUUUUUACGAAAUAAUGAUUAUUAUCCAAAUACAAUUAUUUUUAAUAGCAAGUACUAAAGGUAAUUUUAAAAUAUAUAAGGAAAAAUAGAAAAACAUUUUUUCAAUGCCAUGUGAAGAGCUGCUUCGUUAUUUAAAAUAAUCAUGGACGAAAGGAGGGUAGCAGAUUACUUUGUUAUUGCUGGUUUGCCUGGGCAAGACAAUGAUUUUGAUACUGAUAAUGAAAAUGAUAAGUUAGAAGACUGGUAUCAAGAAGGAACGCAUGUAAAAGAUAUGAAUGUGAAACCUCCUAUUACUGAUCUUGCUAUUAUAUUUCCGGCAUUGGGUGAAAAAUGUCCAGAAGGGUAUGAUUUGUUAGAACAUACUGUUUCAGGCUUAGUUGCUGAUUUAAAUCAUGGAAGUUUAAGAACAAAUGAAUGUUACUUAUGUUAUCGACGAGGACGUGAUAAACCACCAUUAGUUGAUAUAGGUGUAAUAUAUGAUGGUAAAGAACGUAUAAUGCCAGAUGCUGAAAUGAUAUUAGAAACUCCGAAAGGACAUUUAGCUAAUGUGAAUAAUUCUACAGCAAGAAUAUUUGUGACAUAUAGACGUGCAAGUCGUAAAAUGCAAUGCAAUUCAUUAGUCGUGACUGACAUUUGUGUAAUAUUGACAAAUAAAGGAGAGACACCCCCACAUGCAUUCUGUAUUAUCAAUAAAAAUUUAAACAAAGGCAUGUUGGGUAGUGAUGUAUAUCUGUGCUAUAAGAAAUCUAUGAAUCGAGCAAAUCUGAUAUCAUUUAAACCUGCAAUAUUGUAUAAAUAUCCAAUAGUUGAUUACAGCAAUUUUAUCUUCCCAAAUUCAGUGGCAAUGUUUUGCUUACCAAUGGGAGCAACAAUAGAAUGUUGGCCCAAAGUGGCAUGUAAACCUAAGCCAGUAUUUUCCACAUUUGUUUUAACAGUAGCUGAUGCAGCUCAAAAGAUAUAUGGAUCAGCAAUAACAUUUUAUGAAGAACUUGAAUUAGAAAUGGAUAGUCCAAAUUUUAAAGAAAAUCAACAACCAGCUGAUGUACUCAUGGAGAAUAUGAAAAAUUCUGUUGAACACGCAGAAUUUGACUACCAACAGUUAAAAAUGAAAACACAAAAGCAGUCUGGAAUAUUUAAAAAGCUCACGCUAGCGCAGUUAGAAAAAUUGCAAUAUACAAAUCCAGCGACGCAAUCUUUGAAUAUUAGUAAAUCCAUAUGCAUCCUAUCUCAUUGGCCAUUUUUUGAUACGUUUGAGAAAUUUUUAGUUUUCUUACAUAGCAUGUGUAAUAACACACCGCAACAAGUUCCUAUUGAAAAGUAUAUAGCAUAUUUUUUGUACGAUAUACCGUUUCCAAGUCCACAGAGACCAAGAAUUCUCGUGCAGUUAAGUACUAAGGACAGGUUGAUUUUGACUCAGCCAGAAGAUUUGGCGCUACCUAGGUCUGGUGCCAGUUUUCGACAGUUACUCAUCAAUUUAGGACCCGAUAAUUGUUUACUUAUAUUAUUGUUAAUCCUUACUGAACAGAAAAUACUUGUACAUUCGUUACGUCCUGAUGUACUUACAUCGGUGAGCGAAGCAAUCGCUAUGAUACUGUUUCCAUUUAAGUGGCAGUGCCCAUACAUACCUUUGUGUCCUCUUGGAUUGGCCGAAGUUCUGCAUGCCCCACUGCCGUUUUUGAUAGGUGUGGAUUCCAGAUUCUUUGACCUAUAUGAUCCUCCAUCUGAUGUUAAUUGUGUAAAUUUAGACACAAAUAAUAUAGCAAUUUGCGAUGACAAAAAAUAUUUAAACGUGAAAUUAUUACCAAAGAAAGCAGCUAGACAGCUUAGAAAUUCGUUAGAACAUCUUUAUUCGAAAUUGAUUUCUUUGGGAAAAAGUUAUUCAUCAAUGAAAAACACAGAAGAUGAAGAAUUUAGCGUGGAUAAAGAGUUUCAACAAAAACGAAAAGAACAAGCUUUGGAGCUUGAAAUACAAGACGCUUUUUUAAAAUUUACUGCUACUAUACUCAAAGGAUAUCGUGCUUGUUUACUACCUAUUACAAAAGCCCCAACAGUUGGUUCUACAGACCCAACUAGCUUAUUCAACAUACAAGCGUUUCUUAGAAGUCGAGACAAAGCUCAUGCAAAAUUUUAUAGUAUGUUAGUGAAGACGCAAAUGUUUAUAAGAUUUAUAGAAGAAAGAAGUUUUGUAUCUGACAUGGACAUGGCAGGUUUAGCAUUUUUUGACGAAUGUACUGAACGCAUCGAGGAAGAAAAUGUGCCUCUUUUGGAAUUGGAUGAAUCUCAGCAUAGUGAACGGACAGUAUUUAUACCUCCGCCUGAACCUGGUCCAAAUCAAGCGCCGAUAGUGUAUCGUACAUUUAAAUUGAAUCCGGAUUUAAUAAGACCACAGAAAAAUUUCAAUAUAAGGAAUCCGAAUUUAAGUGCCUUCGGAAUAGUACCAGGAAGUCCCAUGGCACGUAGAACCAAACACGAAAUCAAGGUUGCUCAAAGGAUGGCGCGUAAACAAGCAGCAAUGCCAGAUAGAUGGGGUAGAUGUCUGCUUGGAACUUGUUACAGCCUUUGGUUCUUGCAUUUACCGGCUAUGCUCCAAGUCUCGAAUCAACCUGCUACAAUUUUACAUCAAGCUUACGAUUUGUUAGUCAAAAUGCCAAAAUUACAUCUUGAUCCUAUUGAAGAAGUUUGCUAUAGAGCUAUGAUGCAACUAUGUGGCGUUUAUGGACAACCCGUUUUAGCUGUAAAAUUAUUAUUCCACAUGAAACGCAGUGGAGUUCAGCCAAAUGCACUUACUUAUGGAUUUUAUAAUAAGGCUGUACUCGAAGCAACUUGGCCAUCUGAUAUGACAAACUCCAGUCAGUUGAUGUGGAAUAAAUUAAGAAAUGCUAUAGUUGGAGCUGCUCUAUUUAAGAGAGCUGGUAAAAGAAGUGCUAGACGAAGAUUAAGUUCAAAUGCAGAAUUAUUGUCUGUUGAUGGCAAAACUGCAAGUAUGGAACAUGCAUUUUCUAGAUCUAGUCUUGACAGUUCUCAUUCUCAAGAUACAGAAGCUGCACACAGUGAUUGGAGCUCUGUCUCAGAUCUGCCAGAAUAUGGACCUUUUGAAAUAAAGAAGCUUCCUCGACAAAAUAGUAUUGUUAAAGAUUCAGCAACAUUAAGUGUUAUGCAAACAGAAGAAUUGGAUAACUUGCAGCUGAAUCAGAGAAUGAAUCGAAAUUUAGAAUCACCAUUAAAAAAUCCUACUCGUACACCAGUUACUGAGAAUGACCCGUUAGGUGCUUUAAUUAAUGAUGAAACUCCGAUUGUUUCACCUUCGGAGGAAAAUGAUUCAAAUUGUUCAACAGAUACCUUGACUGUCUUUAAUAAUGUUGAAGAACGACCAGGAGGACCACUUUUGUUUCGGAGUAAUAUUCUGCCUCGUAGUGCAACAUUUCAUCAAACAGUAGAUGAAACGGGUGUAGCAAUAGGUGGCCAUUUACAAAGGAGUGAAACCAUGCCACAUUCUGUUGCACAACAAGGCGAGCAAGAUAAGGAAAGAGAAAGACUAGAAAUAAGCAGUCUUUGGUCUCAAAAGGACAGCGUUACCUCCAGUCUUUCAAGCUUAGGUUCCAGUUUGAAGCUCAGCUUUGGUCCCACUAGUUUAACGGGAAAGAAGUCCAAUGAAAUAAUACUCGGUGGUUUAAAUAGUUUAAAAUCAGCUGCUACAACAGUAGUAAAAAAGUUUGACGAAAUUAAAGAAGCUAUCUCUGCAACAAGUACUCCUGUGAAAUUAAAAGAACGCGAUUAUAAAAUAAUACAUGGUGCAUCGCAUGAAUCAUUGGAUUCCAUGACAGAUGGUUCUUUACAAGAUAGAAAUGAACCUCUCAAAGUAUCUGGAGAUGGAAAUCUAGAUCCUUAUACAUUAUACGAUUUGGCUGAGUCCUUAUAUCCAAAAGGUUCAAGGGAAUUAGAUGAACGAAUUGCUAUUGAGCUUGUACUCUCUAGUGCAAGUAGAUGUCAUCACUGUGCCUCUAUCCUUUAUGAUGAAGAAAUAAUGGCUGGUUGGCAACCGGAAGAUUCAAAUUUAAAUACAGUUUGUCAAUACUGUGACAAAGCAACAGUACCGCUGCUUACUAUUACCAUAUUAGAUUACAGAUGCGAGGAAAAUGAAAAGAAGAGUGACCCUCUAAUGGGAGCUUUGGUUGAAUUAUUAGAUAAGCCGAAAGAACUAUUAGAACCUAUUACGGUGCCAUACUUAAAUCCUCUAGUUUUAAGGAAAGAACUAGAAAGUGUUUUAAGUCAAGAGGGUGAUGCGUGUCUUACUAAACAUAAAUUUAUCGAAGAACAUCCAAUAGUAUAUUGGAAUCUUAUAUGGUAUUUUGAAAGAAUUAAUUUAACGAGUCACCUUCCUGAUCUGUGGCUAGGAAAUGAUAAGAAGAAGGAACAGAUAAAUUACAGUCCUGUAGGUGUCAAAACUAUGUGGGAUAAUGAAAGGCUUCACAUGGAUCGCUUACCUAUGUAUCUACAAUGGAAGCUGAAUAUUGCAGAUGAUAAAACAUUAAUGCAGUCUGUAAUUACAAAUGUUCGUCGAAAUGACUUAGCGGAACCCAUAAAAAGAGUGGCCUUAGAAAGAAGUAAAAAUCAAUCAAGUAACCGACCGCUAUUUUCUGUAUACCGGGAUAUUUUGUUUCUGGCAUUUACAGUUUUGGGAAGAGUAAAUAUUGACCAAGGUGUUUUCGACAGAGAAUACACAUUAUCUUUAGAAAGAUUAACAGAGAAAGAAGAGAAACUAUUGUGUAAAAUUGAUGCUCCGCCCUCAAUGAUGUCAGUGUUUUGCAGACAUUAUUUUAAGCAACUAAACGUGUAAAGUUAGAACUGAAGGUAUUGAAAAGGUUGGUGUAACAUAUUGUGAGAAUGAAUAGUAUGUUCGUAAAGGGUAUUACAGAUUUAUCUGUGAGGCCAGAUUUUUGAUGUAAAACAAAACAUGUAAAAUGUCAAAAUUAGUAGUAAAUUAUACAUUUUAGAUAAGUAUUUAUGAUUAUUAUUUUCGAAUGAAGAUUGGUAAUUAGUGCUGUUUUAAAAAUUUAGAAUUU
Eufriesea mexicana is the source of this 5133-nucleotide messenger RNA. It is a transcript of the gene Crag, whose product is annotated as DENN domain-containing protein Crag. Bases 213 to 4907 code for a protein of 1564 amino acids. Lineage: Eukaryota; Metazoa; Arthropoda; Insecta; Hymenoptera; Apidae. Gene Ontology annotation, cellular component: cytoplasmic vesicle. The record is from RefSeq and is a predicted model, not a curated record. Gene Ontology annotation, biological process: regulation of Rab protein signal transduction. Gene Ontology annotation, molecular function: protein binding. The transcript has 20 exons.